This is a messenger RNA of Raphanus sativus (radish), 1143 nucleotides long. RefSeq lists its product as uncharacterized. The transcript is spliced from 7 exons. The record is from RefSeq and is a predicted model, not a curated record. Lineage: Eukaryota; Viridiplantae; Streptophyta; Magnoliopsida; Brassicales; Brassicaceae. Bases 265 to 1011 code for a protein of 248 amino acids.
UAGAGUAGAAGAAGAAAGUAAAAGGGUAUAUUAGGAAAUAAGAAAAGGGGUAAAGGAUUCGUCGUUAUAUAAUCUGUUAGAUGAAUGAAAGAAGAAGGCAAUUCACAGUCACAGGCUAAUCACAGCCGGGACCUGAGGAGUAAGAGUAUAGCCUUGUUCUGAACUCUUUCUCUCUCUCUGUAUAUACACUUCUGCUUCUUUACAUGCAACAACAAGUCUCUUGAGAACUACUUCUCCGUGGGUUCACACCAUUCUCUCUGCGAUAUGGCUGCGACUACUUGUGGUGAAGGGGGGAAGCAACAACUCCCAAGUGUUGCAGACUUGAAUGCCCCAGUCAUCAAGUAUCCAAGCUUCAAGGCUCCUAAGCCUAGCUUCACUGAUGUUGCCAAACAUACCUCCAUAGAUGUGUUUCCUCUUCUUGUUAAGGAGGCUGCAUUUCCUUUGAAACAAGACCGUUGCAUCGAUCAUUCACUAAUCCAAGACGUGUGCACUAUAGCAGUCUUACCUGAUGAAGGAAACAUAACCCCUCACCGGUUUACUCUCUUGAGCUUCGUCAAGGCUCUGCUUCCUUCUAAAAACCAGAUGCUCGUCGAUGCACAACUCAACUGUCAGAAAACGCAGAACCGCAUCAAUGUGCUACUUGGAGGCACAGAUUCCUACCAAUCUUGCGUUGUUGACAUCAACGUCGAGAAAGGGAACGGUGCUGAGUCGGAAGAAGAAGUUGUUGCAAGUCUCAAAUCCGAGAAUCAUAUUCAAAAGGUAUUGCAGAGACAAGCAAGCUUGAGCACUGGUAAAGAUGAUUACAAAUGUUUCGAUAAAACUAUCUCCGAGAGAUGCUAUGAUGCACCAACAAACAGGUGGAGAAGAUACAAGCGUGCUGCUUCAUUUGAUUCUAGGAAAAUCGUCAUCUUAUUCUCCAUCUUAUCAAGUGUGGGAACAUUGAUAUUGAUCUACCUGACAUUGAGAGUGAGGCUAAUAAACGGAGACAACAGCUUCAAUCAUAUGUACUAGUCAAAAACUGUAAACAUCUCUAUUUGGUGCUUUGUUUUUGAAUCAAUCUCUUUUCCCUAAACUCUUCUUUGUUCCAAUAAUGUUGAUAAAAAAGCCAACACUUCCUCUGUGAAUAACACUUGCGAAUGCUUA